AUGACUGAACGCGAUUGUGAUGGUAGGGCUAAACCCACGUACACAGUGGUGGCGCCCAAAACUCUGCGGCCAAACGCCGACUAUCGGGUGAGUGUCUCGCUAUACGACAUACCGGCGCCCAUUCAAGUGAAUGUCUCAGUCGUGGGUCCGGACAACAACACCGCCACUACCGGUGCGGUAGUGUUCGCCGAGUCUGAGACACAGAUGUUAAGUCUGCCGAUCGGCGACUGGACAGACGGCGCGUACAAACUUAUCGUAACUGGUGCUGGCGCUAAAUUCACCAAGCUUAAACCCCCACCUGAGCUGCCAUAUGGGGGUGGAUACCCAAUAGUGGUAACGGACGCCAAUACAACUACUACUACAACAACACCGGCGCCCGAUAUAGUGACCGAUGGAUUCCGGGAUGAAGUGUCGCUUCAGUUUCAGCCAAAAACGGUGUCCGUAUUCAUACAGACGGACAAAGCUAUGUAUAAACCCGGACAGAAAGUGCAGUUCCGGGCACUGGUAGUCACCCCUUCGCUACUGCCCGUAAACAACGCAUCCGUCGAUAUACACAUCAAAGACGGUAACGGGAAUCGCGUAAAACAGUGGACAGGACUGACACCUAUAAGAGGAGUUGUAUCUCAAGAGCUACAGCUGUCUGAACAGCCAGUGUUGGGCGAGUGGGCUAUAGUUGUGGAGCUGUCGGGUGUGAAACACCAGAAGGCCUUCUCAGUGGCGGAGUAUGUGUUGCCCACGUUUGACGUGGAGGUAGUGUUGCCUAAGUAUACCACUCGUGACCGGCCGGACAUUGUGGCCACUGUUAAGGCUCUCUACACGUAUGGACAGGGAGUUAAGGGAGACCUGACUCUAACCGUACAGACAAAGGAACACUACAGUCGAAGCAAAUACAGGACUCGGUAUCCGAUCGACGGAAGUGUUGACAUACCUAUCAAUCUGAUGGACGACUUGUCACUCGACCAACACUUUCAGAAUAUGGAGAUAGAAGUGAUUGCAGUGGUAAAGGAGGCGCUGACCGGCCGGUCGUAUAACCGGUCAAACACUAUGAAGAUAUACGACAGGGAUGUGAAGGUAGAACAGGUGAAGACCUCCCAGACCUUUAAGCCGGGUCUCAAAUACCCGGUGCUAAUCAAAGUGACCGAUCAGGACGACAAACCGGUGCCCGAAAACGGACCCAAACUUACGUUGAAAUACGGCUACACUUAUGAAGACAGGGACCAGAAGACAGUCCUCAUGAGUCCAGUCAAUGGACUCAUUGCUGUAGAUCUCUAUCCGCCCAAUAAUACAGAGCACAUAAACCUGAGGGCAGAAUAUAUGGGUAAAGACUAUUGGUUGGAAAACAUACAGAAGGCUCAGUCGCCGUCCGGUAACUACAUUCAAGUGGUGCGACUCGACUCAGACAAAGACGUGAGUGUCGGACAACAGCUCCGGUUCGCCGUCAACGCCACCGAACCGAUCGGUCGACUCGUGUGCGAAGUGUUGGGAAAGGGAGACAUCGUUUGGGCUCAAAGUAUUGAUAUACCCGACAAUAAGAUGACCCAUGAGUUUGGUUUGGAGGCCACGCUAGCGAUGGCACCGACAGCGCGACUGGUGUGCCAUUACCUGCGAGCGGCCAAUCAGGAAGUGGUGGCCGACGGACUGAAGUUUGAUGUGAGCGGUACUCUCCGGACACCCGUAUCGGUCACUACUGACGUGCAAACCACUAAACCGGGCGCACCCGUAGAGGUGAGGGUGAGUACCAAACCGGACGCAUACGUGGGUCUACUCGGUGUCGAUCAGAGCGUACUUUUGCUGAAAUCCGGUUACGAUAUCACACGCGAAGACGUGGACAAAGAGCUGAAGACAUACGACUCGACCGGCGCCGACGAUCAGCACCGGUACGGCUGGUGGCAGAACUCUGUGACCGCCGGCGAGAUAUUUGACAACUCGGGUGUUGUGGUCAUGUCUAACGGUCUGAUACACCGACAGCGGGCUUACGGUAGGAUCACAGUCGGCCCAAUUAGACAGGCCAGUGCCUCGAAGUGCAGUUCGAUGUGCCACUCCAUUCAAGCGCCAGUCCAGCCCUCCAGACAUACCACAGCGGGUGAAAGUCCGGCGAAACUUUCCCGAAACUUGGAUCUGGAGUUCCGGUGUUUCGCUGUAUAUAUACUAUAA
Molecule: messenger RNA, 2154 nt
Organism: Medioppia subpectinata
Lineage: Eukaryota; Metazoa; Arthropoda; Arachnida; Sarcoptiformes; Oppiidae
Source: the annotation of a GenBank genome assembly